Messenger RNA from Racocetra fulgida, 1305 nucleotides. NCBI's taxonomy places the organism in Eukaryota, Fungi, Glomeromycota, Glomeromycetes, Diversisporales, Gigasporaceae. The record is from the annotation of a GenBank genome assembly.
AUGUCUGACCUAAAGAGUGAACAAAAUGAAGAUAGCUCUUUUAAUUUCAAUGGCUCGAACGGCCAAGAGUUCCUCAAUAAGCCUGAACCGUCUGAGGUGGGUUCAAAUCCAGAAGAACCUCAACAAUCAAGCGGAGGUCCCAUAAGGAGAAAAAACAAUGCAAAAUCUCCCAUGGACGAGUUUUUUGAACGAACAAAAGAAUCUCAAACUUGUAAAAUAUGUAAAAAAAUGUAUGCUGGGAUUGGUGAAACCUCCACUGGUACCUUAAAAACUCACCUACGAAGGAAUCAUCAAUCCGAAUUUGAACGAGGUGCUCAACAGACUGACUUUGAACGAAAAACCCGAACAACUUUAAAUUUUCGAAGAGUAACACCGUAUACUCGACAAGACAAUUUUGAACGAAGCAGAUCUUUGAUUAAUUGGAUAGUAUCAACAAUGCAGCCUUUUUCUGUGUGUGGACUUCAAAUUCAUAAUAAUUCAAUUGAAAAAAUUCGAAAAUUUAUUAACAAAGUCAGGAGCUCUAAUCUAUUGAUGGAGGAUUUACGUCGUAUAUUCGAAGAUCAGAAUAUACCAUUUUCUAUUCCACAAAUCGAUUUUGAAUCUCAGUGGAGAUCAACGUACUUGAUGAUUGAAAAGGUGAAACAAAUGCAAAUACAAGCGAACCUACUUGUUUUACAACAUCAGGAUGAAUUUAUCGAUUCAUACCCUGAUGAAGAUGACUGGUUAAAUAUAAAUGAAUUGCUUACUGUCUUAUCCCCAUUUUAUUCUGCUACUUUAACGCUUUCUUCAUCUGUAUAUCCAACAAUGGGUGACCUUCAACUUACUUUUUGGAUUUUGAGACAACAUUUACAGCAUGAAAUAUCGGUCAAUGCUACUCGGUAUACUGUGGCUGAUUCUAUACUUCGUACUUUGGGCGAAUAUUGGUCAAUUAUCGAUGAGACUUCAAAAAUUGCAUCUGUGUUGGAUCCGCGCACAAAAUGUUCCAUUUUUCAACAAGGAUCAGAAACUGAUAACAUUAUAAAUUCUAUUCGGGCUAGGAUGGCUUCUUACACACCUUCUUCUUUAGACAUUUCUGAAAAUUCUAAUUCUAUCAUUACAUCCGCAUCAGAUCCAACACUCUUAUCAUCAUAUCAUUCUCCAACGACAUUUAAUAGAAUUGAUGCUCAGAUUGCCCGAUCACUUUUGUGUUUACAUAGUUGGAUAGUUGAAAAGAUUGGCGAAAACGGGGGUAUGGAUGAUCAAGCAGGUAGUGAUGAUGAUAGCAAUAUAAAAGUGGAAGUGAAAACAGAUAACAGCGAAAAAUAA